AGAAGCACAUUUGGCAGGAAUAAGGUGUAAUUGGCUGAGAACCACGAUGGCUUCUGAUGUCCAUGUGCCUUAUUGUGAAGAUGAGACAUGUUUAAAUCAUCUUCGAGAUCUGAUCAAGACUUUGCAAAAGUAUGGGUAUACUGUUUCUAAGAAUCUUAUUGUUGGAAAUUAUGAGCAAAUAUUGAAAGAAAAAAUUGAAAACAGCUGUUGUACGGUACUGCACAAGUGUGAGACUUUUUGGGAUAAGCUUCAUUUCUUUAAACUUCAUGAAUAUAUUUUAGCACAAAAAGCUAAGUUUAUAGUUGUUAGAUUUGAAAGUAUUUACCCAGCACCGAAGAAACAAAGCAAUAAUGAUAAUGCAUAUGAGCAAUUUUUCAAAGAAUUUUAUGUGCUACCAGUAACCAAUGAGGACAAUAUAAAUGAUUUCCUCAAAGGAAUUCAACAAUCAUUUCCGGAAUCAAUGGAUGUACAAGAAACGGUUACAGAGAAUACCGAUAUAGAAGCCAGAAAUAUUACUGAGAUUGUAUCUACAGAUUCUGAUAGUUCUGCGCUUUACUAUGCAUCUUUCUUUAAAAGAAUUGAAGAACUUAGACUUAAAGAAAAGCAACAAAGUUCAAAUAAAGGUCAAAAGUUGGAGCGAUUUCCUGAAGCUCAUGGAAACAAACUAAAUGAUGCGUGGAUUUUUGCAAGGGUAGAGAAUCAAGCACAGCUGUCAAACCAUAUUUUAGAUUUUUCCUCUUUAACAAACUUUAAGGAACUAAAGGAAAAAGUGAACAAAAUACAGAGACAUCCAGAAAAACAUAUAGCUAACUUAUACUUCUUAUUGCACAUAGUUUUACCUGAUAUGCACAGCAGCAAUGAUGCACUCGGAAUCACGUACUUGGCUGUUAGUUGUCCAAACAUACAGCGUAGAGCUUUCCUCUACCUGGAAGAUCUUAUCUUUAAAGGUCGACUUGCAAAAAAUACGGAUCUGGAUACCCUUACUGUUAUUCAAGAACUAUUUUUUAACUCCAUUACUGAAAUAAAACAGCAGAGAUCCAUAAACAGUGUGGAAUCAUCUGUUGAAAAGCACCUCAAUAUUAUAAUAGAAGUACAGAUUGAAAAGAUUUUCUUGUGCCACAGUUCAGAAGAUUUUGAUAAGCUUGAUCUAGCUAAUAAAGAGAUGAGAAAAUAUUUGCCUAAAUGUAAAGGCUGGCCUAAUGUGGACAAACUAAUAAAAGUACUGGAAACUAUUCUUGAUUCACCUGGAGAUAAAAUACAACAGGAAGUGCGUCACAUUUUGUCCAAGAAACAAUCAGAUGAAUAUCCCUACAUCAAUGUCGCUAACUUUUUGGGGAAAAAACUUUCGGUUAUAUUUGCUGUUGUGCAAAGUCUUUUGAAAAAGCUUUUUAUGAACAUGAAUGAGAAAGUUCUCAAGUUUUUCAAAGAUUGUCUACAUCCAAAAUUUGGAAGAAAGUCACUGCUACUAGAUUCUACAUGCUAG
Molecule: messenger RNA, 1483 nt
Organism: Physella acuta
Lineage: Eukaryota; Metazoa; Mollusca; Gastropoda; Physidae
Source: RefSeq, a predicted model, not a curated record